Owenia fusiformis is the source of this 1984-nucleotide messenger RNA. NCBI's taxonomy places the organism in Eukaryota, Metazoa, Annelida, Polychaeta, Sabellida, Oweniidae. The record is from the annotation of a GenBank genome assembly.
AUUUUGGCAUGUUGCAAGCGACAUGCAAGCAUAACUGCAGGGACUGAUAUAACCUCAUAUUACAUUUAUUGGCCAAUUCUGAACUGUAUUAGGCACAAAACUGAAAUUACCUAAACAUAGUAUUAGAUUAGAUUGGCACACAAGGCCAAUAAGUAAGCACAAGUGAAAGCACUAGUGGAAGACAAGCAUCUCAAGAUCAAUUAGCAGCAUUAUGACGCAUUGAAGGAUACAAACAAACAAACAAACAGGCCAAGUUUGGAAAGAACAAAUCACAGUGAUUAUUUAUACCAUUAGAAAGGACAGGGACAAAACAAUCGAGCAGAAAUCUACCAAGACAGAAACGAUGAGUUUGAUUGCUAAUCUAGUAAAUGCUGUACUGGAGAACCUAACAACAAGCCUGGUAUUCCUUCUAGUCUUCUUAGUGUUAUGGUGGUAUUUCAAGCCAAGCCCCUAUCGCUUGCCCCCUUCACCUCCAUGCUUCCCUUUCUUUGGUAAUACCAGCAUCUAUAAAGCUGCAACCAUUGGCGAUGAUGAUGAAUUUGAGCUAUACUUGAAGUACAAAACCCCAAUUACAUAUAGGAAUUUUUUUGGACUGCAUGCAAUGCUGCUUCAUAAGUAUGACUUGGUCAAGGAGUUUUUCUCAAGUGAUAAGUACACUGAUCGACCUCAUCUGGCGAUUGAUGAAUUCGUAUUCAGAGGUUUGGUGGAUGUGUCAGGGCCAAGAUGGAAAGAGCAGAGAAGAUUUGCACUCUCUACUCUCCGAGACUUUGGCCUUGGGAAGAAUGAAAUCGAAUUGAAAAUCCAAGAAGAAAUAUCAAGUGAACUAUACGCUGCGUUUGAUGAGAAAAAUGGUGCACCGUUUAACAUGAACAGUCUCAUGGGUAUGGCGAUUUCUAAUAUUAUCUGCUCCAUGGUGUUCGGUCACAGAUUCCAAUAUGAUGAUACAACCUUCCAAAAGAUUUUACGACUUCAAAAUGAAAACACAGUAUAUAUACAGUGGGUUUUUCUUGGUAGUUUUGUCCCAUUUAGUGAUUGGAUACCUGGGGAUAUCUUUUGCAAAAAACGAUUAAUCAAUAAUCUCGAUGAGAUGAAAACGAAGAUUUUCAGGCCCGAAUUCAAGAAGCACAUGGAAAAGUAUGACCCAGAACACAUCAAUGAUUUCACAGAUGCGUUUAUCAAGGAAAUGAAGCAACGAGAAGAAAAUGGUGAUACAGAGCACUGGUUCACAGAGCAACAAUUAGAAUGGAACAUUGAGGACUUGUUUGCAGCUGGGACUGAGACAACGAGCAAUACUAUGAGAUGGGUUUUCUUGCGUAUGCUGCAUAAUCCUGAAGUCCAGGAGAGAGUCCGUCAAGACAUACAUAGAGUUAUUGGGAAAGACAGGCUCCCAUCAAUGAAAGAUAGACUAGAUCUACCAUACAUAGAGGCUGUGUUGUUGGAAUGCCAGAGGAAGCAUCAUGUCGUACCAUAUGGGAUUAGCCAUUCCAAUCUUGAUGAUAAUCCAAUCGAAUUUAAGGGUUACAUAUUUCCCCCUUCAACUACUACUGCUAUGAAUGUGUACACUCUCCACAAUGACCCUGAAUAUUGGCAUGAGCCUGAGAAGUUCAACCCUGACAGGUUCAUAAGAGAAGAUGGAAAGUUCCAGAAGGAUGAGCAUGUUGUGACUUUCUCAGUUGGAAAAAGAUCUUGUUUGGGAGAAUCGUUGGCCAGGCAAGAAUUAUUCUUGUUCUUUACUGGUAUACUGCAGAGAUACAAGAUAACAUUGCCUCCAGGAGAUCCUUUGCCCUCAAUGGAGAGAGUACCUGGUGUAACUUUAAGCCCAAAGCCAUACAAUGUAUGCUUUGUAAGAGACUAGCCACACAAUGUAUGCUUUGCAAGAGACUAGCCAUAGAAUGUAUGCUUUUUAAGAGACUAGCCACACAAUGUAUGCUUUGUAAGAGACUAGCCAUACAAUGUAUGCUUUGUAAGAGACUACCCAUACAAU